Plenodomus lingam JN3 is the source of this 717-nucleotide messenger RNA. RefSeq lists its product as uncharacterized. NCBI's taxonomy places the organism in Eukaryota, Fungi, Ascomycota, Dothideomycetes, Pleosporales, Leptosphaeriaceae. The record is from RefSeq and is a predicted model, not a curated record.
AUGUCUUCCAACAUCAUCUCUGCCACUGUCGCUGCCGAUAGCGCUCAGUUCCAGGUGUUCCCGAACGAAAUCCUCAUCAAGAUCAUGGUCUACCUUCUGGCCAGGCCAGAUGGCAGCGCCAUGGGCGACGUCGACCACAAGCACUUCCCCCUCUUGUUCAUCAUGGGCAUGUUCAAGAAGAUGCGCUACAUCUCACGGACUUUCAACGACCUUGCGAUCAUGGCCUUUUACGAGGCAAACAAGUUCAAAUUCAUAAUCCCACAUCUGGCUACGUCGUCCUCCGGCCAAGUCCGCAUGAACGACCACGUCAACGUUCGGUCUGCUCUUCUCCCGCCCAUGGCUGUCCGCGGCUACUUGCGACACAUCAGCAUCGACUUGGUCCUUCAGGACCACUUCAAAACUUCCGAUCCUUCGAAGCCCAACAACAGCAGCUUGUCGAUCGAAAGGUUCUUUGCCAACCCCUCCCAGCUCUUUGCGUACUCGCCCUGUGCCCGCCAGCUCCGCGACCUCACCCAGUCCAUGUUUGGUCUCGAAGUCUUGAACCUCAACAUCACCACCUGGUUCGUCCGGCCAGACCGCAAGGCAGCAAUUGCUGUCUUCAAGGCCGCAAAGUUCGAGGUGAAAGCCGGCAAGGUCAACGUGGUGAUCAAAGACCACAUCGAGCGCGCUACUCAAGAGUGGCAUUCUGAGUUGGUUCAAGCCAUCACCGGGCAGUAG